AUGCAAAUCCAAGCAUUGCUCUUGACCUGGGCCGCGUGCACCAUGGCACAAAGCUACGACGUGGACUUCCAAAUCUACCCCAACCAGAACUGCCAAGGCGGCGGCUCGACGGAAAUCCUAGCGAAUGCCGUCACCAAGAGCCCGUUCUUCCCCGACCAACGAAGCAUCAAGGUCUACUCGAUCCGCAACGGCAAGCAUCUGGUUCUGUACAAAGGUGGUUCGCAGACGGGAGCCGCGCAGCGGUUCUAUGAUUCUGUUGAGUGUGUUAAUGGCGACUGGCUUAGCUAUGGGGUUUACAAUGGCGGUCCGUAG
Messenger RNA from Zasmidium cellare ATCC 36951, 312 nucleotides. RefSeq lists its product as uncharacterized. The transcript is spliced from 2 exons. The record is from RefSeq and is a predicted model, not a curated record. NCBI's taxonomy places the organism in Eukaryota, Fungi, Ascomycota, Dothideomycetes, Mycosphaerellales, Mycosphaerellaceae. The coding region runs from base 1 to 312 and encodes 103 amino acids.